Molecule: messenger RNA, 825 nt
Organism: Gloeophyllum trabeum ATCC 11539
Lineage: Eukaryota; Fungi; Basidiomycota; Agaricomycetes; Gloeophyllales; Gloeophyllaceae
Product: phosphoglycerate mutase-like protein
Exons: 7
Coding region: 1-825 (274 amino acids)
Source: RefSeq, a predicted model, not a curated record
AUGCUUGAGACGAUUUAUAUCGCACGACAUGGCUUCAGACUAAACUGGGUUACUAACAAUUGGAAGAGUGAGACUGGACUGCCUCGAGAUCCUCCCUUAGCUGCCUACGGCGAGACUCAGGCGAAGGAGUUAGCGGAAUAUUUUGCUUCCCUUCCAGAGGACCAGAGACCGACCGCAAUAUACUCAUCUCCCUACUAUCGAUGUCUCCAGACGAUUCGGCCUACCUCUCAAGCUCUAAAUGUGCCGAUCUAUGUUGAGCACGGCCUCUCUGAAUGGUACUCACCGGUCAAAGCAGGGACAGGUCUUCAUCCCCGACCAGCCUCGGCGUCGGAGCUGAAGAAGUACUUCCCUGAGAUAGACGACUCUUGGACUUCCAUCUGGUAUCCCUCCCGCAAAGGGGAGGACGUGGAGCAAGUGCACGACAGGGUCGCCGGAUUCCUCAAGCUCUUCGUGCCUGAGGUCGAGCGCAGAUUCUCGGGCAAACACCGCCGAAUCUUGCUGGUCAGCCAUGCUGCCACCGUUAUUGCGCUCGCACGAGAGCUCCUAGGAAACAGGGGGCUUCCUCUGAGGAUCGGAUGUUGUUCGUUGACGGAACUCCAUCGCAAAGCUGGCACAGAUCGGGUGCUGGGUGCAUGGGAUGCCAAAACGCUUGGGGAUGGCGCCCAUUUGAAAGAGGGUGCCUCCCGCGACUGGGGCUUUGAGGACAUAGAGAUUGCAGACGGCAAAGUCGUGGAGGACCUGGGGGUGCCUGGUACGGAGAAUGAGAUUGACGAGCCGAUUGGUCCACAGUUACCAGAAGCGACUCAGACAGUAUCAAGGAUGUAG